AUGGCCGCUAGUUGGCUCUCAGUGUAUGGAAACACAAGCAGCAGCAGCAGCAGCAGCAGCAGCAGCAGCAGCACCCCAACCAAGCAGCAGCAGCAGCAGCAGCAGCAGCAGCAGCAGGGGCCCCCCAGGGGCCCCCAGAAGCGGGGCAGGCCGCAGCAGCAGCAGCAGCAGCAGCAGCAGCAGCAGCAGGGGGAGAAGGAGGAUCAUGAGCAGCAGCGUGACCCUUUGCUGCUCCUGCUGCAGCAACAGCAGCAGCAGCAGCAGCAGCAGCAACAGCAGCAGCAGCAGCAGCAGCAGGUGCAGCAGCAGCAGCAGCAGCAGCAGCAAAAUUGCGCUGUCUAUGCAGCUCUCUCACCGCAGCAGCCACGCACCCCGCUGCAGGCAGCAGCAGAUACACCGGGGGAGUUCCUGCUGCAGCAGCAGCAACUUGCUGCUGCUUCUCUCUCUAAUUCAGGGGGCCCCUGUGGGGCCCCCCUCACCUCUCUGCUGACGAUGGACUCAAAGGCAGCAACACCGCUGCUGCAGCAGGAGCGCAUGCGCUGCAGCAGCAGAACAGCAGCAGUAGCGAGUGCAGCAGCAGCAGCAGCAGCAGCUGCUGCUGCUGCUGCUGCUGCAGCAACAAAUGCUGCUAUCGAUAUUCCGACAAGCACAACAACUGCUGCUGCUGCUGCUGCUACUGCUGCUGCUGCUGCUGCUGCAUACCCCAGCGGACGCAUGCAAACAGCAGCAAAAGAGGAGAGCAGCAGCAGCCCCGUGCUGCUGUUCGGAGAUACCCGCGAGGGGGAGACAGCUGGGGCCCCCCCCAAGGAUGCUGCUGCUCCGUGCUGCUUAACGGCUGCAAGACAGACGAAGCGGCCGCGGCAUCAGCAGCAGAAGCAGCAGCAGCAGCAGCAGCAGCAGCUGAUGAAGCAAGAGGAGGCUGGUGCUGCUACUAGGCUGGGGCCCCCCCCAAGGAUGCUGCUGCUUCCUCAGCAGUAUACGAGCCCGCAGCAGCAGCAGCAGCUGAUGAAGCAGGAGGAGGCUGCGGCGCGUAUCCCCCUAAAGACCCCGCAGCAGCAGCAGCAGCAGCAGCAGCAGCAGCAGCAGCAGGAGCUGGCGGUGGUUCUUGGGGUCCUUUACCCUUACAACCUGCUGCAGCAGGUGCAGCAGCAGCAGCAGCAGCAGCAGCAGCAGCAGGAGCAGCAGCAGCACCAGUAUCAAUAA
Molecule: messenger RNA, 1203 nt
Organism: Eimeria mitis
Lineage: Eukaryota; Apicomplexa; Conoidasida; Eucoccidiorida; Eimeriidae
Molecular function (GO): ice binding
Source: RefSeq, a predicted model, not a curated record